AUGCCUCGCGCGACGAGAGAAAUUCAGAUUUACAGGAAGGAUGCCAAGCUCAACCACAAUCUGCUGACCCCAGCUGAACGAGAGAAGCUCCUCGAACCAUACCUGCCAACGCCUCCCUCGCGAUCUCCCUCCCGUCGCAGCAAAAAUGGCACCAUCCCCACCAUCCGGAUUGAGAAGCCUAGAACAGGAUCAAGAUUGGGGGUUCGGAAGUUCCUGAAAAGCCAGCUGCAUGCUCUGUGCUAUGCCAUCAUGCACACAAUAUUCUCGGUUUACAUACGGAUUCGAAUGGUAUUUCAUGCUGUGAAGGACAGGAUACUGGCUAUUCUAUACUACCACCAUCGAACGCCAGAGCUAAUCCAGAAGGAUGUCAAAGGAUUGAGCAGGUUACCAAAGCACUUAAGUGUGAUUUUAAGGCUUGAGGAUGGGGGGCGAGGAGGAGCUGCAUUGGAAGCUUUGGUGGACGAGGUGGCUGAAAUUGCAGCUUGGUGUGCUUGUGUUGGAAUUCCAAUGCUGUCCGUACACGAGCAGAGUGGAAUACUCAAGGGCUAUGUCCCAGCAACUCACAGAGCAGUUACAAGGAAGCUCUCGUCAUAUUUCGGCCCUCAACAUCCAGCCGUGUCGCUACGAGCCCCUCACAUACCCUCCAUGGAAUCGGCAUCUAACACACCAACCACCGAAGCCCCACGAUCACCAGUACCUCACUUAUCAAUUCUUCUGCUUUCAGCUGAAGAUGGCCGAGACUCAUUAGUGGAUCUUACUAAAACUCUCGCUGAAAUGUCUCAACGAUCUAAGCUCUCAUCCAACGAUAUCAGCCAAGAGCUGCUUGAUGCCGAACUCACAGAAAGCGUUAUGGGCGAGCCGGAUCUAUUGGUACUUUUCGGACCAACGGUAGAACUCUCAGGAUAUCCUCCCUGGCAGAUACGACUUACAGAGAUCUUUCACGUGCAAGAUAAUCAUGGCGUUGGGUAUCAGGUGUUCUUACGGGCUUUAUCCGAAUCCAUGUCUCUCUUUCGACCUCCUAUGGUUCGAUCAGCCAGCGCAACAUUAAAUCGAGCGCUCUUCUCCAAGACGAUACCCAUUGCCGCGGCGAGGGUCGCGAAUCCUAAGAAUAUUACUAGAUUUCGAACACAGUUGGACAAAAGCGGAGAGCUUGCAAAGCUUGAGAGGAUCACGAAUAUUCAAUUGGAUCCUGAUCCAGCGGUGGCCAAGAAGGGUGGGAAAUGCAUGCUGCUGAAGCCAGAGGUCAAACCUGAAGAUCCAACAACAUGGAGUACAAUUUUGCAAGAAGCUGUAAAGACAGAAGAGCUGAAGGUCAUACCAUAUAAUUUGACGGUUGAUUACAAUUACUGGACAUACCAUGAUAUUAUGACAUCUCUAUUGCCAGAAGAUGCUCUAGAUGAGAUCCCUGUUGGAUUUGCAAUUGUUGGACAUGUUGCACAUUUGAACCUUCGAGACGAAUAUCUACCCUACAAACACGUUAUAGCGGAGGUUCUCAUAGACAAGAACCCGACAAUUCGAACAGUAAUCAAUAAAAUAGACGACGUAGGCACGCAUUCAGAAUUCCGAACUUUCGGAUACGAAGUCCUUGCCGGCCCGGACGACAUGAACGUCGAGCUCAGCGAAGAGAAUUGCAUAUUCAAAUUUGAUUAUUCAAAAGUUUAUUGGAAUAGCAGACUCCAAACGGAACACAAAAGGCUUGUGGAUUCGUUCAAUCCCGGGGAGGUGGUGUGUGAUGUUAUGGCAGGCAUAGGACCAUUUGCCAUCCCAGCUGGGAAGAAGCGUGUAUUUGUCUGGGCCAAUGAUCUGAAUCCAGAUAGUUACGCCGCUAUGGUGGAGGCUAUCAAACGAAAUAAGGUCAACCACUUCGUCCGUCCCUUCAACGAAGAUGGUCAUACAUUCAUCCACCACGCAGCCGACUCUAUUCUGGACCUCACCACCGCCAACCAAAACACCAUCUCCAUCCCCGCAAAACGCACAUUCAACGCUAAACCCACCGACCCCGUCCCAAACCCCACAGUCCUCACGAUCCCGCAAACAAUCAACCACUUCGUCAUGAACCUACCCGCUUCCGCUAUCGACUUCCUCGGGUCCUUCAACGGCCUAUACCACGGCCACGAAGAGCUCUUCGAACCCCACACCAGCACAAAGCUGCCCAUGGUACACGUCCACUGCUUCUCGACCAAGAGCGAGGAUAACGUGAAAGAGGGCCUCGAGAUCUGCGCGCGGAUCUCGGCGAACCUUGGCUACGCCGUCAGACCGGGGGAUGAAGAGGUAGUCAUCCAUGAAGUCAGGGACGUCGCGCCGAAGAAGAGGAUGUUCUGUGCUAGUUUCAGGAUUCCUGCAGAGGUUGCUUUCCGGGAGAGGAUUAGCAAGAUAGAUAGAUAG
Messenger RNA from Hyaloscypha bicolor E, 2385 nucleotides. RefSeq lists its product as uncharacterized. Gene Ontology annotation, biological process: mitochondrial tRNA methylation; tRNA N1-guanine methylation. The transcript is spliced from 8 exons. Bases 1 to 2385 code for a protein of 794 amino acids. The record is from RefSeq and is a predicted model, not a curated record. Gene Ontology annotation, molecular function: transferase activity, transferring alkyl or aryl (other than methyl) groups. Lineage: Eukaryota; Fungi; Ascomycota; Leotiomycetes; Helotiales; Hyaloscyphaceae. Gene Ontology annotation, cellular component: mitochondrial matrix; cytoplasm.